Messenger RNA from Parnassius apollo (apollo), 447 nucleotides. NCBI's taxonomy places the organism in Eukaryota, Metazoa, Arthropoda, Insecta, Lepidoptera, Papilionidae. The record is from the annotation of a GenBank genome assembly.
AUGCGUGACAUUCAAAUGUUAGACUUCAGGAGUGCCGAAAAAGAUGUCCUAAAACCGACUGCGAGAUGGCCUUUUAAAAUAAGUGAAUGCAAAAGAUUCAUUUUAAAGAGAUCCAAAACUGUUGGAAAUGUGCUUAUUCGUGGAGAACUGCAUUUUAAUUCAGAUAUAGGUAAAGCAGUAAAUCUUUGCAAAACUGGAAUGAAAAACAAUAUGAUUAUCCCAUCCACAGUGCCACUAGGAGCACCCAUGAAUCGUGCAAAAAUAACUGAUGUCGAUGCAUUAUUAAAAAAGCAUUUUGGCGCUGAAUGGGAAACCAAUGCAGAAUGUCAGUUUUAUGUAAAUAUUAUAAGAUCGCCAGUUAUUCAAGAGGGGCAUUCAGAAAGAGGGGAAGAUGAUAAUGAAAACUAUUAUGAAUGUAGGGAUGAUACUGUGGAUUUAAGAAUUUAA